UCGAUGGGGUGCGGACGGUUGUAGUGAAUUUGAUUUUCUUCACCGUCAUUUUUAAAUCGGUGUAAUGUAAAUAAACUAUUUAGAAACAAUCUUUUGCUUUACACCUAAGUAGAGAUAGUAGAUGUUUUCUUAGAGUUUAGAUGUAGAAAUAGGUAGGAUGUUUGUUAGAGGUAUAUUGGUUCCUCUGUUCUGCCUUGGAAUAGAAGUGUCUCGUGUGCUGGGCGAAGAAGUGGAGAUUCGGCAGAUCGCGGCUGACAAGGGAACGAAUGUUACAAUACCCUGUGGCACGGAAGAAACCCUUCCAUCAUCCGAAGUUCAGUGGGUCUACCGUGGAAACCGGACACAUCACGAAAUACUUAAAGACGGCAGCCUGCUCCUCACACAGGUGGGACUUGAUGAUGAGGGCCUAUACGAGUGCGCCGUGGAGAACGACACAUCCUACCUGGACAGAAUCAACGUCACCGUACGAACUGAGCCGCCCCCAUUGGUGAACGUGACCGUCCACGCGUCUACGAUCCUCGCCAUCAUCCUGUGGAACGUGGCCGGAGACGGCGGCCACCCCAUCGUGGACUUCACGGCGCAGUACCGCUCCGCGCUGCCAGUCAACGGUUCUCUGGAGCAGUGGAGGCCCAUCAGUCCGAACCAUAUUAGCCCCAACUCGCGUCAGAUAGAUGUGUACCACCUUGAGCCGAACGCGUCGUAUUGGUUCCGCGUGUGGGCCAACAACGUGGUAGGGCCGGGGCCACCGGUCGAGGUCCUCGCCACCACGCUCUACAGCGACCAGGAAGCUGAGCUGUACAAGCACUUCCUGGAGGGCGCGGAGUCGUUCGACACGCGCACGUGGCUGGCCGCCGUCUGCGUGGUCAUGGGCACGUUGGCCGUGCUAGCGGCGGGCACGUGCGCCGUGCUGUGUCGUGAGUGGCGCCGCGCAGGUGAGCCGCACGACCUCGAGUAGCGCGUCACCGACCGCGUCACCGAUCGCCUCACCGACC
This is a messenger RNA of Leptidea sinapis, 992 nucleotides long. RefSeq lists its product as uncharacterized. The record is from RefSeq and is a predicted model, not a curated record. Gene Ontology annotation, molecular function: protein binding. Lineage: Eukaryota; Metazoa; Arthropoda; Insecta; Lepidoptera; Pieridae. The transcript is spliced from 6 exons. The coding region runs from base 158 to 955 and encodes 265 amino acids.